CUCUCUUUUCCUCUCUCCUUUCUCUUUCUCCUAUCUCCAUCUGAUUGUCUGUCUCUCUUCCUUUUCAGCUCAUUCCUCCUCUCGCUGAAGUUGGCACUCAUUCCUUGAGUGAGCCCCCAUCUCGGUGGGCGGGGCUGGGAGCCCUGAGCCAGCCCUCACAGUGGGUACAGCCUGCUAGGAAUGAUGCCCGGGCUUCAUCUUGGGGGCAUUUGCCCGGGGUGUGAGCAGGAGGCCGGAAUCUUCCCAGAGCCUCCGAUCGCUCGGUUUGGGCAGUGGCUUCUCCCCUCCCCUCGUUCCCCCCUCCCCACCAGAAGCAGCAGGGCAGCUGCCCCUUUGAGGGUGCGGGGGGAGCACUGGCAGAGAGAAACCGCUCCAAGGCAGGCAUGGGCAAUCCUUGCUGUCUUGCAGAAGCAACAGACUUGUGUCAUUAUGUGUAUUUCGAAGGCUACCUAAUGUAAGGUGACUAUGCCAUGCAGCAGCUUCCAGAAAUCAGCAUCACCUAGAGACUUCUUUUCCCUCACUUUACCUCUGUCAGUCAGUCAGUCAGUCAGUCAACCAAUCACUUCAGCAGGCCAACAUCCCCUUUUCAGGACCCCGCAAACAUGGACUCUGCUUCUGAACUAUGGAGCUGGCCAUUCAGGAGCUGAGGCAAGGGGGAGGCUGGGCACUGAAAAGAAAAAUAUCUGACAUUAAGGCGAACGUUUGCAUCCUGGACAAGGGGGAAGAUCAGUGGAACAAGACUGUCUGGUAUUAAAUCGGACAAAUGGCCACCUCGGGGACCGGACGGAGCCAGAUUUGUGGGAAGCCUUGUGCCGGGGGUCGUGCCUGCCUCCAAACAUCACCGCGGCGCCCAGGACACCCCCUCUGGGGUUAGCCGCCCUGCUUCUCUCCUAGUCCUACCAUUUCCAUCAUCUGCAGGUUCCGAGCCAUCUAGGAGGGUGGCUCCAGUGCCAGCCCGACCAAUGAGUGAGCCCUGCCCGGGUGAGAGAUGGGGAGAUGCCUCAGGGCUCGACGAAGAUGGGCAGGAGCCGAGGCGCAGGCCGCCCAACGGGCUCUGGGCCGGGGAAGGUUCUCUGCGCCAUUGGGGCCGCAGGACUGACGGGCCUGGGAAUAGGAGCUGGGCCGGGCCCUGCGGCUCAGGCACCCGGAGAGGAAAGAGGAGCUCUGCCAAAUGGCCAGCUUCUUCCCCUCUUGCUGCAUGCCCACAGAACCCUCCCAGCUGCCCGUGGCCCUCCGAACCCAGGGGGAGGCAGGAAAAUGGCAGAAAUGCAGCCAGAGAGGGGCAAACCACACUGGCCGUGAACCACCCUCCUGUUCCAAUCCACACAUCCCAGGCAAGGGCCUCUGGGAGCCCUGGCGCCUGGGGAUUCUUCAGUCUGCUCAGGAGCAGCUGCUGCUGCCCCGGCCACCUCUGCGCCCAGGCUCCUCCUCCUCCUCCUGCAGAGGGGACCCUGACCCGGGGGUGGGGGAAGCUGGGAGGGAAGCGGCAGCGGGAUGUUAGUGGGUUUUCUCUUUGGCUUUCCAUUGGAGAGAUCCCUGCGGGAGGGGGCUCCUCCUCCCGCCCCAUGCCCUGCCCCCUCCACUCCAGUUUGAAAGCCUCUAGAGGGAGAGAAGUGGCAGGCAGUCACAGCAUCCUCCGGAGGGGGACACCGAGGCUGGGCCAAGCACGGGGGCUGCUGUCUGUGGGGGCCCCUGGGGCCGAGACCGUCUACCGGCAGGACCCGGUCAGGCACUGGGGAGGAAAUUGGCCCCAAGCUCCCGGGACAGAGGGAAACUGUGCUCUGCAAGCUGGGGAGAACCCCGGAGGCUGCUCUCACUGAAGAGUCCAGAGCAGGCAAGGAUAGGCAGCCGCUGCGGCCCAGAGCGGGCAGGAGUGCGGGGCAAGGGUCACGAGUCGCCCGCUCGCCCGGGGCCUCCCCGUCUUCUUGCGUCGCCAGGCCCCUCGGCACGAUGCUGCUUGAGCUGCCCAUUCUCGUAGCCCUGGGGCUCCUGCAGCUUCCCCCCAGCCACGGGCAGGGCUGUCUGAGCAAGCGCCAGUUGCUGACCGCCAUCCGGCAGAUGCAGAAGCUGCUGUCCACACAGGAAGCCGCCCAGCUCCAGGCCGUGCGCAACCUGAAGAAGCAGCUCACUGCCCUGCAGAGCAGCGUCCACAAACAGGCCACCCACAGCAACGAAAGCUGUCCCCACCUUGCCGGGCCGGCGAAUGGCAGGAGGUUGGGGAAGAAGAUGACCGCGGGGCAUGAGGUGCACUUCCUGUGUGAUGCCGGCUUCCGACUGGUCGGCUCCGAGUCCCGGCAGUGCCAGGACAACGGGUCGUGGAGUGGGCACCAGCCCUUCUGCAAGAGUAUUGACGACUGUGCCAGCCAGCCCUGUGCCAACGGGGGCACCUGUGUGGACCACGUGCAGCGCUACACCUGCCUCUGCCUCAGAGGCUGGACUGGGGGCGACUGUCGGAGCCCAGAUCCUUCCUACUGGGUGAGCCUGAACAACUCCUCCUUCAGCCGCCAGCCCCGCUGCGCCGAGAACGGGCAGGGCGCGCGCCAGUGCAGCUGCGAUGCCGGCUUCCAGAUGCGGCCCGGCGGGCUCUGCCAAGAUGUAGACGAGUGCCAGCUGUUCCAGCUGAACCAUCAGACCCGCAUCUGUGUACACAGCUGCAUCAACCUCCCUGGCUCUUACCGCUGCACCUGUCCCCCGGGGUACCUGCUCAAUCCUGACCAGAACACCUGUGAAGACGUGGACGAGUGCUCCGAUCACCAGCACAACUGCAGUCGAGGGGAGCUGUGCGUCAACGUCUUCGGGGGGUUCCAGUGCGUGCGGCCCGAGUGCCCCCGGCCCCGCCACGACACCAGCUACAUGAAGACGUCGGCCUUCCAGUGUGAGAGAAAUCCGUGCCCCGUGGGCAGCAGAUCCUGCCGCCAGUCUGCCAACUCCAUCUCCUUCCACUACCUCCCGCUCCAGUCCAACCGCACUGUGCCCCGGGUCCUCUUCAAGAUGUCCACCACCCGCUUUCUGGGCGACAGUCUGCGCUUCGCCAUCGCCGGGGGCCGGGGCCUCGCGGCCUUCACCGUGCAGCGCUCUGACCGCCACACGGGUGAGCUGGUCAUGACCAGCCCGGUCCCGGGCCCGGCCACCCUGGAAGUCGAGCUGGAGAUGAGUGAGCUGUCCCGCAAGGUCUUGCUGGGAAAACAUAUCUUCAGGAUCACCGUCUUUGUCUCCCCCUAUGAAUUCUAGCCCAUCUGCCCCUCCGCGUCCGUCUCCCCUCCCUCCCGCUGGACUCUCCAGGGCAGACGCGGGGAGACUCCGCGUGGCCACUGGCUACCCCCGCUCCUGCUUUCUGUACUCCACCACAGAUCUGCUCCAUCCCCGGGCCACCAGCUCAGAGCAUGGCUGGGGAGAGGGGAAGGAGGGUGGGAAACAAAAAGAGCUCUGCACCAGGCAAUAUAGGGAUCGUCUGAGCGUCUGCUUUCUCCCCUCCAGCCUCUCUGUGGGCAAUGCAGUCAGCUAGUCAACGAGGCACUAUUUGUACCCUCGACUUCAUCAUAAGAUGGUGAAAUGUGCCGACUGUCGGGCCAACUGCUGACCUUAACUUUCAGAGAAAGAAGGGGUAUGUGCCCCCCUUUGUGAAUGGGAGGGAGAACUUCAGUAUGGAAGAGACACCCCUAUGCAUGGAGUUUGGCCCAGGUAUUUCAGGGGGUUUCCAAGCCUUCAAGAGUAUACCCUGCCCCUCCACACACCCAGGAUCCCCAGGAGAAGGGGAGACCAGGGGAGGGUCCCUGUAGCCUCAGCAGGCAGCCAGAUCCACUGUUGUCAGAGAGGAGGGAAUAUAAGUGGGAAAGUGUGGGGAAGACCUCAGAACCGGUUGCCAUGGGACUGGACCAAAGUGGCCAGUGCUACCCUUUCUCACUGACCAUAGUGCUCCCACAAGCUGCUCUCAGCCCCACACUCUCCAGUGCCCUUUGCACCCCCAACAUCCCACUCUCCCUCCUCCUGGGACCACCCCCCACCCCCAAACCCCAUGCUUUAUCCCCUUGUUUCGCCCACCUAGUCUCUCCACUCCAGAGGAAGCUGCCGCGGGAAAAGGAGGCACCCAUGGGCUUUCUCCUCCCUGGCCCCCAUCCUGGACUCGGGGUCCCGGCAACACAGUCCACGCUGGAGACCCCGAGCCCACCCAGCGCCCCAAAUGGGAUCACCAGAACCACCCAGGGACGCGACUCUCUCUCGUUCUCUGUUGUCCAUUGCCUGGACCCGGGCACUUCCAUUUCCUGGCCUCCAAAGAAGUUGGGUUGGGCAAAGGGACAUACUCCUGGCUCCAGAGCUUAGUACAGUGCUCUGCACCCUGUAAGAGCUUAAUAAAUAUUAUUACUGCUCCUGCUACUACCAGCUCAGGAGGCAACACCGUCUCUCCCCGGUCGAGUGGUGGAAGCAGGGGAGAUGACGAUUCCCCUCAAUAAAGUCGCUCUGCACCCACAA
This is a messenger RNA of Ornithorhynchus anatinus (platypus), 4470 nucleotides long. RefSeq names its product fibulin-7-like. Bases 1951 to 3231 code for a protein of 426 amino acids. NCBI's taxonomy places the organism in Eukaryota, Metazoa, Chordata, Mammalia, Monotremata, Ornithorhynchidae. The record is from RefSeq and is a predicted model, not a curated record. The transcript is spliced from 10 exons. Gene Ontology annotation, molecular function: calcium ion binding.